AUGCUCUCCUUCACCUCACCACUUCUCCCAUCUCAUCUCCGAAUACCUCGCCCAACCGCCGUCCGAGUCGUCUGUAAUCUCCAAUCCUCGGAUCCCGCGAGCGCCCUCGACGAUGUGUCCCCCUCCGUGAAGCUGAACGCCGUGGCCGAAGCUCUGGCCCGCCGCCGCGACUACCCUGCCGCCAUCCGCCUGCUCCAGGAAAUGUCCACUGCUAAAGUAUCCCUCGACCCGCAAGCCCUCUCCACCAUCGUCGACUCCGCUGUCCUUGCCCCGAACGCCCUCGCCUCCCUGCUGCGUACAGCCGCCCCGCCGGGGUACGCCUCCCACACCCUCCCGUCCGCGACCCAUCCAGACCCCCACCCAAUUGACCCAGAACGACCAGCUGAUCUUUCCCUCGCCGUCUCGUUUCUCGUCCUCGUCACUGGCGCCGUUUCAGCAGAGCUUCUUGAACCCCCGCUGGUUCACCACUCUGCCGAUGAAGCUACUUCAGUCCUGUUAUUGCUGUUUACCGCUUUGUUGUUUGACAGGUAUGCAGCAGCGGCCUCUACAUGGCAAAGGAUUUCCGCGGGGCUUGCCCGCAUUUUCGCUGACGAUCCCGUAAGGACCGCCCGCGUUGAUGCCGCGCAUUUCCUUGUCGCCUAUGUCUUGGGACUGCCGUGGAUGUGCUUCAGGCCGGAUCCCAAGCAGAUCAUUAAGUUUCAUUCAUCGCGCCACGGUGAAGGGAGCAGCUCCGACAUCCAGAUCGUUGACGACAUGUCCGAUGCCGAAAUGGACAUCUACUUGGUCUGGCUGGUGGCUGGCGUCGCUUUCGAGGACGCCCAAGAUGGCAAGCUUAUAGAUUCCAACUUGAAGGGCGCCCGCGCCUUACUUCGAGCUGUCACUCGCGCGAGACGGAAGCGAGGAACCACCGAAAGCGAGGAUGAACUCGUACGGUCACAUGAUAGAAUACAAACGGCGCUCGCGCAUGCAAACGAAAUUCUAGAACGAUACCACCUCACGCAUACGAAAAUUGCGGAGAAAAUGCUCAAAGGUGGCUCGGUUGGAGAAUGUGUCGUAGAGGUCGCCGACGCAUUUACGUAG
Messenger RNA from Chondrus crispus (carragheen), 1080 nucleotides. RefSeq lists its product as hypothetical. Lineage: Eukaryota; Rhodophyta; Florideophyceae; Gigartinales; Gigartinaceae. The transcript has a single exon. Bases 1 to 1080 code for a protein of 359 amino acids. The record is from RefSeq and is a predicted model, not a curated record.